AUGGAUGGGCCCCAACCUCGCCCUGCCCACUUGACUUCCCCAAACCCCUUCCUGGAGGCUGGACCUGGUGCCCGGGAGCGAAGGACUGUGAACUUGGGUGGCCUGAAGAGCCAGAGCUCGCUCUGGCCACCAGCUGGUCACCCUGCCCCCUCCCCACCCCCGAAGAAUGGGUGCAAAGAAAAAAUCCUGGCUUUGUCCCCUCAUUUCUCAGAGAAGGAAGGCCACAAGAGACUGGUGCAAGCUGAGGGGCUCAUGCAAGUUGGGAACUCAGUUUUCAGGCCUCGAGACCUACAAGUGGCUGUCUUCAAUGUCACUAUUUGUAAUGCCUUUCUAGCAGGGCAUGUGCUGCGCUCGGGCCGCUGCAGCCUCGGCGCGCCCCCACCCUGCUUCCUGCCUCGGCAGCUUUGCCCGGGCCGGGCGGCCGCCCUGGAUCGCACCCCGUUCCUUCCUUCCUUCAUUCUUUCAGGCAACUCGCAUUCCUCGAGCGCCUGCGACAAUCUGCACCCAGAUUUAGGCACUGAUACAGAUAAGGAACAGUGGAAAGAGGUUCACAAACAGGUUGUUGAGAGUGCUUAUGAGGUGAUCAAACUGAAAGGCUAUACAUCCUGGGACAUUGGACUGUCUGUGGCAGAUUUGGCAGAAAGUAUAAAGAAGAAUCUUAGGCAGGUGCAUCCAAUUUCCACCAUGAUUAAGAGUCUUUAUGGCAUAAAGGAUGAUGUCUUCCUUAGUGUUCCUUGCAACUUGGGCCAGAAUGGUAUCUCAGACCUUGGGAAGGUGGCAGCGUUAGCCUUUAAACCCUACAAGCGUCUACCCAAAGAGCGAAGGGAAGAGAACUCACACAGAGGGCUUACCAGGGACGAGCCAGGGGCUGGCCCGCGGGAGCCGGUGACACUGACAGCAGGUGUCGCGGCCCCUUUAAGCAGGGAGGCUCGUGUUGCAAUCGCCGCCUCGAGGACGGGUUCUUUCCGGGGGGUGGAGCCUGGACCGUGGCAUCAGCCAACCAAAGCGCGGCAUUUUCCGCGGGAGAUCCGAAUUUCGCGGCACGCACCCCCGAAAGGCGUGUCCGCGACGGGCCCCGCCGAGCUGUGGCCAUCCGGCCUCAGCAGCCCCCGGCUCUGCCCGGCCACUGCAACCUUCUACGCCACACUGUACCCGCAGACGGCGCCUCCCGCAGCGGCGCCGGGCACCUGCCUCGACGCCACGCCCCACGGACCCGAGGGCCAAGCGGUGCGGUGCGUGCCGGCCGGCCGGCUGCCGGCCAAAAGGAAACUGGACUUAGAGGGCGUCGGGAGGCCUACAGUCCCUGAAUUCCGAACUCCCAAGGGGAAGGGCAUCAGAGUGGAUGGCCUCCCUAGCCCCAAAACCCCCAAGUCCCCUGGGGAGAAGACUCGGUAUGACACGUCGCUGGGACUGCUCACCAAGAAGUUCAUUUACCUCCUGAGCGAGUCGGAGGACGGGGUCCUGGACCUGAACUGGGCCGCCGAGGUGCUGGAUGUGCAGAAGCGGCGCAUCUAUGACAUCACCAACGUGCUGGAGGGCAUCCAGCUCAUCCGCAAGAAGGCCAAGAACAACAUCCAGUGGGUAGGCAGGGGAAUGUUUGAAGAUCCCAGUCGACCCGGGAAGCAGCAACAGCUGGGGCAGGAGCUGAAGGAGCUGAUGAACACAGAGCAGACCCUGGACCAGCUCAUCCAGAGCUGCUCGCUGAGCUUCAAGCACCUGACUGAGGACAAGGCCAACAAGAGACUGGCCUAUGUGACUUACCAGGAUAUCCGUGCUGUUGGCAACUUUAAGGAACAGACGGUGAUCGCUGUCAAGGCCCCUCCGCAGACGAGACUGGAAGUGCCUGACAGGACUGAGGAGAACCUGCAAAUAUAUCUCAAGAGCACCCAAGGGCCCAUUGAGGUCUACCUGUGCCCAGAGGAGGUGCAGGAGCCAGACAGUCCUUCCGAGGAGCCCUUCCCCUCCACCGCCAUUCUCAGUCCCAGCCCUGACUCCACCCAGCCCAGCAGCAACACUGACCCUGGGAUCAUGGAACCCACAGCAUCCUCAGUGCCAGAGCUGACUCAUCAGCAGAUCCUGCUGAUGUCGCCACCAUCCCUGGUCCCCUUGGAGGCCACUGACAGCAUGUUGGAGCCACCACACCCACUCCUGCAGCAGACUGAGGACCAGCUCCUGUCUCCAACAUUGGCAUGCAGCUCCCCUCUGAUCAGCUUCUCCCCACCCUUGGACCAGGAUGACUACCUGUGGGGCCUGGAUGGGGGUGAGGGCAUCAGCGACCUCUUUGACUCCUAUGACCUUGGGGACCUGUUGAUUAAUUGA
Carlito syrichta (Philippine tarsier) is the source of this 2319-nucleotide messenger RNA. It is a transcript of the gene E2F2, whose product is annotated as E2F transcription factor 2. The coding region runs from base 1 to 2319 and encodes 772 amino acids. Gene Ontology annotation, cellular component: RNA polymerase II transcription regulator complex. The record is from RefSeq and is a predicted model, not a curated record. The transcript has 13 exons. Gene Ontology annotation, molecular function: oxidoreductase activity, acting on the CH-OH group of donors, NAD or NADP as acceptor; RNA polymerase II cis-regulatory region sequence-specific DNA binding; protein dimerization activity. Lineage: Eukaryota; Metazoa; Chordata; Mammalia; Primates; Tarsiidae. Gene Ontology annotation, biological process: regulation of transcription by RNA polymerase II.